AUGUACAAGUGUGGCUGGGCGGGGUUAAGCGGCGGAGGGAUUGAGUGUUUGUGGUAUUUGGCAAGACACAGUCUUGUCAACCGGCUAAUUCGAGUCAAUUACCAGAGUCUAAAAGACUCGCUCGAGCAAAGCGUUUCAACUUUAACAGGCGGUGGCGACCGGCUAAUUCGCCCGAGCCCUGUCAGAGUGUUUAUUGUGCAAAUACAGACCACUCAGCCGAUAUCUGUUGGACAGAUGUGUGCAGCAAGACGCCAACGGACAAACACACCGAAAUACACACAGACAUGGGAACAAGGAGGGAGCGUCUCGGGCUCGACGGACAUCAGAUCAGGCGACAGGCGGGAUGAUGUUUGUCUUUUGAAAUGGAGAAAUUAUGGCACUCGUCGGCAAUUUUCAGACGACUCCUCGAUAGAGAUGGAGAGGGAGAGAGAGAGGGAGAAGGAAAGAGAGUGA
Messenger RNA from Protopolystoma xenopodis, 453 nucleotides. NCBI's taxonomy places the organism in Eukaryota, Metazoa, Platyhelminthes, Monogenea, Polystomatidea, Polystomatidae. The record is from the annotation of a GenBank genome assembly.